This is a messenger RNA of Xylona heveae TC161, 1263 nucleotides long. Its product is annotated as V-snare-domain-containing protein. The record is from RefSeq and is a predicted model, not a curated record. Gene Ontology annotation, cellular component: ER to Golgi transport vesicle membrane; late endosome membrane; endoplasmic reticulum membrane. NCBI's taxonomy places the organism in Eukaryota, Fungi, Ascomycota, Xylonomycetes, Xylonales, Xylonaceae. The transcript has 3 exons. Gene Ontology annotation, molecular function: SNARE binding; SNAP receptor activity. The coding region runs from base 321 to 998 and encodes 225 amino acids. Gene Ontology annotation, biological process: intracellular protein transport; macroautophagy; retrograde transport, endosome to Golgi.
AGGACUCAAAUCAUAAAGACCAAAAGAGAUUUGAUACAGACUUGGGAAUAGAAAACAUCUUUGUCUCCCAAAGAAGAACUUCGCGGAUACUAGUGCAUAUAAUACCGCCAUUUGUUGAGCCUAUCAGACUAGCUCCGUCGGCGCUGUAUUAUCUCGCCUCCCUUGUUAACGCUCACCGCCUACACUUAGGCUUCGACUCGCCCUUGACAACUACGCUUUGCCCUACGAUUCUGAUACACUUGUUCGAUUGUUUUACAUACACACACUCUCUCUCUCCUUCUUGAUACCCCUCACUGUUAAAUAUUUCAUAUCAAAUCAACAUGGCGAACCCGUUAGACACCGAUGCUGGCACGGAGCUGUUCAAUAGCUACGAAGCCGAAUUCAAGCUCAUCCAGGCGGACCUGACACAAAAGCUCGAUCAGAUCUCUGAACUGUCAGGUGAGCCACGCAAGGCGGCUAUUGGGCAGGCAGAACGCACUUUGGACGAAGGAACAGAAAUCCUUGAUCAAAUGCGCAUCGAGAAACAAAAUAUCCCUUCGAGCAGCCGUAACAAGAUCAAUCAGCGAUUCCGCAAUUAUGAAAGCGACAUGGAUGCCUUCAAGCGCAAGCUGAGGGGCCUCACGGAUGACCGCCAGGCGCUCUUUGGCGCGCGAUACUCCGAUAAUCCCAAUGCCGAUGCGCAGCUAGAACAACGACAGCAGCUUCUGGCCGGAACGGAUCGUCUUGACCGCUCGACGCAGCGGCUGCGUGACAGCCAAAGAGUCGCACUCGAGACGGAAGAUAUCGGUAGAAAUACCCUUGCUGACCUUGGCCGCCAAAGAGAAACCAUCCUCCACACCCAGUCGAAUCUGAACGAGUCAGAAGGCUACACAGAUAGGAGUAUCAAGACAUUGAGGGGGAUGGCCCGUAGGAUGGCUACGAAUCGGCUAAUUACGAUUGCUAUUAUCACUAUUCUCGUAUUGCUCAUCAUUGCCGUCAUUGUUAGCAAAUUUCGUUAGGUCGGUGGGGUUUAUGGAACUUGGUUUCGGAGCAUUGGGAGUGAACACCUAUUCCACACAGUACAUCAUAAUGCCGUUCUUUUUACUUUCUCAAUAUUCCCUGAGUAAUUUAUUUUAGUUCAAGCCAGAAUCAUUUGACUGGCUAGCAUGUCUGGUAUAUUAUGCAAAGAUAUAAUGACUUGCUCUAAAAACGCCAACGCUAUGCUUCUCAAAAAAGCCUGUGAAACAAACGCCAGAUACACAACCCUAACAGAUAUAGUCCUCC